Messenger RNA from Carassius gibelio (silver crucian carp), 1960 nucleotides. Its product is annotated as zinc finger protein 16. Gene Ontology annotation, molecular function: DNA binding. Bases 191 to 1345 code for a protein of 384 amino acids. Lineage: Eukaryota; Metazoa; Chordata; Actinopteri; Cypriniformes; Cyprinidae. The transcript has 5 exons. The record is from RefSeq and is a predicted model, not a curated record.
CAAUUGAAAGUACAGCGGACGCCUUGGCACGUGAUGCAGGUUUUUUUUUUUUUCAGUCUCAACAGCGGGUCACUGACUACACGUUUGCGCCCCCUUUAUUUCAGAUGUACGUUUGGCCUAUGCCUUUUCCCUCCAGGUAAAAAGGAUAUUCUCUUUAAGCAGGCAUACAUUGAAUUCUUUACCCCUCACAAUGGACUCUGACAUACUGAAUAUAGAGGAGAUAGUAAUGGGCGGAGGAGAGGCUGCUGCCCCUGCUGAACUGCCCUCUGAGAAGAUUGAGGAUACCUACACCACCUCCAUUCAGCAACAUGCACCACCUCCUGUUAUCCAGUCAUACCAGCAUGAAAGCCUCCAGUGUUUUCAAUGUUUUAUUACUUUCUGCAACUCAAAAGCCAAGGAAAGGCAUAUGAAGAAGAGUCAUCGGGAAGAGUACAAACAGCAGCUUCAACAGUGUGAUACUCUUUUCACAUGCUACGUGUGCGAUCGAACCUUCCCCUCCUCUGAGGAACUGACACAACAUCAGUCGACCCACAACAAGGAGGACAAGCCCUUCAAAUGUGCACAUUGCCAAGAAUGUUUCCGCACAUUCUCAGAGCUAACAACACAUCGGCGGCAAGUAUGUCCUGAACGUCAGUUUGUUUGCAAAGAAUGCAACGAGACAUUUCGAAGCCCUGGACUCUUGCGUAACCAUCGUUUGGCCCAGCACCCCGUGCCCAUGGACGGAGAGGAUCAAGAGGAUUCCACUAAGACCUACCGAUGUGGUAAAUGUGGCAGGGGAUUUGAAGAAGAGGCAGAGCUCCUGCAACAUCAGGAGAACCAUGCAGGUGACAGGCACUGCAACGGUAGUGCCGCCGUAAAACGUCGAGGGAGACCACCAAAAACUGAGCCAGCUGAGAAGAAAGCAAAGCAAAAGAAUAAUGAGGCAGAAGCAGAGGAACCUGAGGAAACCAACCAUUCAGAAGAUGCUUCUGCAAAACCAGCCACAGCUGAAGUGAAGACAGGAGGAAGACGAGGACGCCCAGCCAAAUCUACCCAGGAGCCCAAGGCAGAAGAUGAUAAAGCAGCUCUGCAGAUCCCUUGCACUGAAUGUGACCUCACUUUCCCCAACCUAGCGCAGCUUCGAGCACAUAAGAAAGAGAAGCACACGCAGCGCAAGCCUCACGCCUGUGGAGAAUGUGAAGAGAGUUUUAACCGACCUGAGCAGCUGGAGGCCCACAUGGCAAGGGCACACAGUGCCGGCCGGCACACUUGCCCCACAUGCGGAAAAAGCUUUGGCAGAGAAAGUAACCUGAAGGCUCAUCAACAGAGUCAUGGAAAAGAAGAGAAGCCAGUGGGAAAGAGAUAAUUCAGCUUGGGAGAAUUCCGUGGGUGUAUGUUAACAGAAGACAAAUUCAAUUUAAAAAGGGUAGUGUAUGGAAAAGUAGGUGGGGGCAGGGUUCACUUUAGAUUUUAAGUUGUAACAUAGCAGAGGAUCCUUCAACUGUGUGACCCUUGAGAGAUAAACACUAUGUGAACAUGUUAUUUGAAAACUGGAAACUCAAAGGGUAGUAAGUUCAUUGUAUCUUGACAUCUGUACUUCGCUUUGGCAUGGAAAGGAUUCAUACCCUCACUGAAUUCUCAUUUUUUGGGUAACCAUGUUGUAACUUAUACCAUCAAGAGAAACCCAUAGAAAAGCCUCAUUAUAUUGUUUAAGGCUUCAUAAUGCCGUUUUCUUUAUUUUUUCAGGAAAAUUUUAAAGUGUUUUCUAAUCUCUGAAUAUAAUGUGUUAUUGUUUUUACAUUAUUUUUUAGAAGUGUAUACAGUGGUGAGUGGAAAGAUUUACUAAAUGAUGUUUUCUGCCGAGAUCAGACUAAAUUUGAUUUCCGAUGUUUUAUUUUUUACAGGUAUGACUUGACAUUUGACUUGAACAUUAAUGUUACCCACAACUGAGAUGAAGUGAAGUAAAUGUCUGACUAAUUAA